Cajanus cajan (pigeon pea) is the source of this 3355-nucleotide messenger RNA. RefSeq names its product disease resistance protein Roq1. NCBI's taxonomy places the organism in Eukaryota, Viridiplantae, Streptophyta, Magnoliopsida, Fabales, Fabaceae. The record is from RefSeq and is a predicted model, not a curated record. Gene Ontology annotation, biological process: defense response; signal transduction. Gene Ontology annotation, molecular function: ADP binding.
UUGGAGAUCCAAACUCGAUCAAAAAUCAUACUAACUUUCUUCUCAGUUCUCAUCUCAUGGCUAUGCAAUCAUCCUUAUCUUCCUAUGGAUUCACCUACGAUGUGUUUCUCAGUUUCCGAGGGAAAGAUACUCGUUAUGGUUUUACCGGCAAUCUCUAUAAUGCCCUUCGGGACAAGGGAAUUCACACCUUCAUCGAUGACAAGGGACUCCGGAGAGGGGACAAAAUCACGUUGGCCCUUGAGAAAGCAAUUCAAGAGUCCAGAAUUUUUAUCAUUGUGCUUUCUCAAAACUAUGCAUCUUCCUCCUUUUGCUUAAACGAACUAGCUUACAUCCUUAAGCUCGUUAAGGGUAAAGGUUUGUUGGUUUUGCCUGUCUUUUACUACGUGGAUCCUUCUGAUGCACGACACCACAGAGGUAGUUUUGGAGAAGCUUUGGCUAAUUAUGAGAAGAAGUUCAACGUUAAUAAGGGUUUUCAGCAUAACACAAAGAAGUUGGAGGAAUGGAAGAUGGCUAUGCAUCAGGCAGCUAACUUGUCUGGCUAUCAUUUCAAACAGGGGGUCAAGUAUGAAUUUGAGUUUAUUAAGGAAAUAGUUGAAUUGGUCUCUAGCAAGAUUAAUCGUGCUCCUUUACAUGUGGCGGAUUAUCCAGUUGGACUAGAGUCACAAGUGCUAAGAGUAAAGUUGCUUUUGGACAUUGGAUCUGAUGAUGUCGUCCACAUGGUAGGGAUCCAUGGGCUUGGUGGCGUUGGUAAAACCACACUCGCUGUUGCAGUUUGUAAUUCUAUUGCUGACCAUUUUGAAGCUUUAUGCUUUCUUGAAAAUGUGAGAGAAACUGCAGGAAAACACGGUUUACAACAUGUCCAAAGCAACCUUCUUUCUGAAGUAGUUGGAGAGAAGGAGAUUAAGUUAACGAGUGUGAAACAAGGAAUUUCCAUAAUACAACAUAGGCUCCAGCAAAAGAAGGUUCUUUUGAUUGUAGAUGAUGUUGAUAAAAUGGAACAGUUACAUGCGAUUGUUGGAAGAUCUGAUUGGUUUGGUCAUGGAAGUAGAAUCAUCGUCACAACUCGAGACAAACAGUUACUAGCAUGUCACGGUGUUAAAAGAACAUAUGAGUUGAAAGAGUUGAAUAAAGAACAUGCUUUACAAUUACUUUGUUGGAAAGCUUUUAAGUUGGAAUAUUUUGACCCAUGUUACCAUGAUGUCUUGAAUCGAGCAAUAACUUAUGUUUCUGGCCUUCCUCUGGCUUUAGAAGUUAUAGGUUCCAACUUAUUUGGAAAAAGUAUUGAACAAUGGGAAUGUGCAUUGAAUCGGUAUGAAAGAAUUCCUAAUAAAGAGAUUCAAGAGAUACUUAGAGUAAGUUAUGAUGCUUUGGACGAAGAUGAACAAAGUGUUUUUCUUGACAUUGCUUGUUGCUACAAAGAAUAUGAAUUAGCAGAGGUUGAAGAUAUACUUCAUGCUCAUUAUGACCAUUGCAUGAAACAUCAAAUCGGAGUGUUGGUUCAAAAAUCUCUUAUAAAGAUUACUUUUGAUGGAAAGGUGACACUACACGACUUGAUAGAGGACAUGGGUAAAGAAAUUGUUCGGCAAGAAUCACCAAAAGAGCCUGGGAAGCGUAGCAGGUUAUGGUUCUCUAAGGAUAUAGUUGAAGUUUUACAAGAAAAUAAGGGAACUAGUCAGACUGAAAUCAUAUUUAUGGAUUUCUCCUUAUUUGAGAAAGUAGAGUGGGACGGAUAUGCCUUCAAACGGAUGAAAAAUCUCAAAACACUUAUUAUUAGAAGUGGUCAUUUUUCCAAAGGUCCCAAGCAUCUUCCUAACAUUUUAAGAGUAUUGGAGUGGUGGAGAUAUCCUUCACAGGAUUUGCCGUUUGAUUUUCACCCAAAAAAACUUGUGAUAUGCAAAUUACCCAAGAGUAGCUUUUCAUCACUCGAGUUGGCUGCCAUAUUAUUGAAAAAGAUGUUCGUGAAUUUAACAAGUUUAAAUUUUGACAAGUGUCAGUGUUUAACUCAGAUACCAGAUUUAUCCUGUCUCCCACAAUUAGAAAAAUUGUCAUUUCAGCUGUGUCAAAAUUUGUUUACAGUUCACUAUUCGGUUGGUUUCUUGGAAAAACUUAAAAUCUUGAAUGGUCUUGGUUGCAUCAAGCUUAAGAGUUUUCCACCCAUCAAGUUGACCUCUCUUGAACAACUUGAAUUGUCUUUUUGUAUCGGUCUCAAGAGAUUUCCUGAAAUAUUAGGAAAGAUGGAAAACAUAACACCAAAUGGAUUGGAAGAAACUCGCAUAAAAAAGAUUUCCCUUUCAUUUAAAAAUCUUACUCAGCUUCAGCAGUUGUAUGUGAUGCGAGGAGUGAGUGCAAAAAGAGUGAGCUCAACCACAGUGUUCUCAAACGUUCAACGUCUUCGUCUCCGAAGUUGCAACUUAUCAGAUGAUUUUUUUCCAACAGUUAUCCCAUGGUUUGCCAACGUGAAAGAGUUAGACCUAUCAUCGAAUAAUUUCACAGUUAUUCCUGAAUGCAUCAAACAAUGCAACUUUUUGACUAGGCUUUAUUUGGAUAAUUGUGAGCGUCUUCAAGAAAUUAGAGGGAUUCCUCCAAACUUGAAACAUUUCUCUGCAAUAAAAUGCCUAUCCUUGACUUCCUCAUGUAGAAGCAUGUUCCUGAGUCAGGAACUGCAUGAAGCUGGGAACACAGUGUUUUAUUUACCAGGAGCUAAGAUUCCAGAGUGGUUUGAGUGUCAAAGAAAGGGACCAUCAAUUUCUUUUUGGUUCCGUAACAAAUUCCCAGCCAUAGCUAUUUGUCUUGUUAUAGGACCAGUGGGCAAGUAUUCCUCUCCAGAAGAUGGAUAUUUGUUUAGAGCCAUCGUGACCAUCAAUGGCAAUAAACAUUUGUUUUUGUUUGAGGAUUUGUGGAUGGGAAUGGAUAAUACAUGUAUUUUCGAUCCUCAGGAGAUGAAACUGGAAGAUAAUUUGGACGAAGAACUUUUGGAAAAUGAAUGGAACCAUGCAGAGAUUACAUAUGAAAAUUUGACAUCCGUCCCGAUCCUUAUAAAAAGUGGAAUCCAUGUAUUGAAACGAGAAAAUAGCAUGGGGAGGGGAGAUAUUCAAUUCACUGAUCCUUGUGGAAAAAGAAAUUUGCAUGAUCAUCACCACAACUCAGAAUCACAAAAUCCACAGUUGCUGGAGAAACAUAGAUUAAUGGACAUGGAUGGUUUUGAGACACAAUUUGUACAGAAGCAACAAGGCAUGGGUAUUUUCUCGCGCAUGUGGAAUUGGGCACUUAAUGGUUUGACAGCUGUAACUACCAGACUAUUACAGUCGGUCUAAUGACGAAAGUUUGGAAUAAUAUACAGAUUUUUAAGUUUAAA